UAUUCAUCCUACCUUUUCUCUUUUUUUCAACCCCACAAGCCUUAGACACAAUGAAGUGGGUAACUUUUAUUUCCCUUGUCUUUCUUAUCAGCUCUGCUUAUUCCAGGGGUGUGGUUCGUCGAGAUGCACACAAGAGUGAGAUUGCUCAUCGGUUUAAGGAUUUGACAGAAGAAUAUUUCAAAGGCCUGGUGCUGGUAACCUUUUCUCAGUAUCUCCAGCAGUGCCCAUUUGAAGAACAUGUAAAAUUAGCAAAUGAAAUAACUGAGUUUGCAAAAACAUGUGCUGCUGAUGAGACAGCUGCUAAUUGUGACAAGACACUUCAUACUCUUCUUGGAGACAAGUUGUGUACGGUUGCAUCUCUUCGUGCCACCUAUGGAGACAUGGCGGACUGCUGUGAAAAACAAGAGCCCGAGAGAAAUGAAUGCUUCCUGAAACACAAAGAUGAUAACCCAAAUCUCCCUGCACUGGUGAGACCAGAGCCCGAGGCCCUGUGCACUGCCUUUCAGGAAAAUGCACAGAAGCUUUUGGGAAAGUACUUAUAUGAAGUUGCCAGAAGACAUCCUUACUUUUAUGGCCCAGAGCUCCUUUUCUAUGCUCAAAAAUAUAAGGCAGUUUUAACAGAUUGCUGCCAAGCUGCUGAUAAAGCUGCCUGCCUGGGACCAAAGCUGGAUGCUUUGAAGGACACAGUACUGACUGCAUCUGCCAAAGACAGACUCAAAUGCUCUAGUCUUGAAAAAUUCGGAGAUAGAGCUUUCAAAGCAUGGACCGUAGCUCGCCUAAGCCAAAAAUUCCCCAAGGCUGAUUUUAUGGAGGUUUCAAAGCUUGUGACAGAUUUGACCAAAAUCAACAAGGAAUGCUGCCAUGGUGACCUGCUUGAAUGUGCAGAUGACAGGAUGGAUCUUGUCAAGUAUAUAUGUGACAAUCAAGAUUCAAUCUCCAGUAAACUGAAGGAAUGCUGUGGUAAGCCCGUGAUGGAAAAAUCCCACUGCCUUCUUGAGGUGGAAAAUGAUGAUUUGCCUGGUGACCUGGCCCCGUUAUCUGCUGAUUACGUUGAUGAUAAGGAUGUUUGUAAAAACUAUAAGGAAGCAAAAGAUGCCUUCCUGGGCACGUUUUUGUAUGAAUACUCAAGAAGGCACCCUGAAUACUCUGUUUCAUUGCUAUUGAGACUUGCCAAGACAUAUGAAGCUACACUGGAGAAAUGCUGUGCCACCGAUGAUGCCCCUGCAUGCUAUUCUAAAGUGUUCGAUGAACUUAACGCUCUCGUGGAGGAGCCCAAGAACUUAGUUAAACAAAACUGUGAGCUUUUUGAACAAGUUGGAGAGUAUGGCUUCCAAAAUGCGCUCAUAAUCCGAUACACCAAGAGAGCACCCCAGGUGUCAACUCCAACACUUGUGGAAGUUGCAAGGAAUCUAGGAAAAGUGGGCACCAAGUGUUGUACGCUGCCUGAAUCAAAAAGAAUGGGCUGUGCUGAAGACUAUCUGAACGUAGUCCUGAACCGAUUGUGUGUGUUGCACGAGAAGACACCAGUGAGCGAAAAAGUUACCAAAUGCUGCACAGAAUCCUUGGUGAACAGACGGCCAUGCUUUUCUGCUCUGGGAGUCGAUGAAACAUAUGUUCCCAAAGCUUUUAAUGCUGAGACAUUCACCUUCCAUGCAGAUGUAUGCACACUUCCUGACAAUGAGAAACAAUUCAAGAAACAAACUGCACUUGCUGAGCUGUUGAAACACAAGCCCAAGGCCACAGAGGAACAACUGAAAACUGUUUUGGGGGAAUUCACAGCUUUUAUGGAGAAGUGCUGCACAGCUGCUGACAAAGAGGCCUGCUUUGCUGAGGAGGGUCCAAAACUUGUUGCUUCAAGUCAAGCUACCUUAGCAUAAAAACAACACAAUCACCCUCCAAGCUUCUCAGCUUGCCCUGGAGUAAGAGAAAGAAAGAGAAAUGAAGACCCAGAGCUUAUUCAUCUGUUUUUCCUUUCAUUUGGUGUAAAACCAACAGCCUGUCUAAAGACCACAAAUUUCUUUAAACAUUUAGCCUCCUUUCUCUGUUCUGCAAUUAAUAAAAAAAUAAAAAUAA
Messenger RNA from Hipposideros armiger (great roundleaf bat), 2073 nucleotides. It is a transcript of the gene ALB, whose product is annotated as albumin. The coding region runs from base 51 to 1877 and encodes 608 amino acids. Gene Ontology annotation, molecular function: enterobactin binding. Gene Ontology annotation, cellular component: blood microparticle; cytoplasm. Gene Ontology annotation, biological process: transport. The record is from RefSeq and is a predicted model, not a curated record. Lineage: Eukaryota; Metazoa; Chordata; Mammalia; Chiroptera; Hipposideridae. The transcript is spliced from 15 exons.